GAGGAUCCAUAUUUUUUCUUUCAACACCAAACCAAAACAGUAUACUCAGAUUUAAGGCGUUUAUAUUUACAACUUAAACUAUCAACAGAAUUUUUCAUUUUAUUUGUGUUUGCGCGGCUAUGAAAUUGACUCGAAAAUAAAAUCCAUACUGUAGCAAAUGGAGCAGCUGCAGCAACAAAAAAGCACUGCCCAUGUCUCAAAAUUGUUUGUCUGUACGGCCGUCGACUGUAAAGAUGAAAUUGAAGAGAAAUUUGAGCGGUCGUUUGUUAAUCUGCAGCAACAAAUUGCAGGACUCAAUGAUAAGGAAAUGCACGAUGUUUUGUCACAGUUGGUGUGCAAAGACAAACAUCACGAAGAGAUCUCAAUUGGCUUCCUAUACAUAUUACUUACCGAUCCGGAUUCGGCUCCAAAAACGUACCGCGACAUAACUCUUGUAUCUAGAGACGGAAUGAAUGUGAUAGUGGCAAACCUCACUGUGCUUGUCGCCGAAAAGUAUGCAAAGUUAACUGACAUAGCACGCAGACAAUUGAUAUGGGUGCUACGGGAAUUCGUAAAGCACCAAGUAUUGAGUGUAGAAAACGUUAUAUGGAACUGUCUCCGUCAAGCUGGCGGGGGAGAUGCGUCUAUAAGAAACGUUUUUCUCGUCGAAAGCCUUUUGGAUAUAUUUAUCGACUAUAGAACAUGGUUAGAAGGCAACCCAUUUUUAGUGCAGUCAACCGUUUACAGCUACGUCCGCCUUAUAGAGGACCACGCCAAUCCUGCUUUAAUGCCUCUUCGCCAAAAAGAAGUGAAGUUUACAAUAUCGUUAAUACGGGAACGUUUCCAUGAUAUUAUACCUUUAGGAAGGGAUUUUGUCCGGCUUUUACAAAACGUAGCACGUAUACCGGAAUUCGAACAAUUAUGGCGUGAUAUUCUUUAUAAUCCGAAGAGCCUACAUCCAACAUUCAACGGAAUUUGGCACUUACUACAAAUUCGGACCAGUCGAAGAUUUCUGCAAUGUCGUCUUUUGCCCGAGAUGGAACGAAAAAUCAGCUUCCUAGCAUCAUCUGUAAAGUUUGGCACACAGAAAAGAUACCAGGACUGGUUUCAGGAUAAAUACUUUGCAACACCGGAGUCACACAGCUUACGCUCUGACUUAAUCCGAUUCAUCAUUAACGUAAUCCAUCCGACUAAUGAUAUGCUAUGUUCGGAUAUUAUUCCGCGAUGGGCAAUCAUUGGUUGGCUCAUCUCCUCAUGCACAAAUCCAAUUGCUUCGGCAAAUGCCAAGCUAUCAUUGUUUUAUGAUUGGCUCUUUUUUGAUCCUGCCAAAGAUAAUAUUAUGAACAUAGAGCCGGGAAUUCUAGUUAUGUACCAUUCAAUUAGAAAUCACCCUUUUGUUAGUAGUACAUUGUUAGACUUCCUUUGUCGAAUAACAAAGAAUUUUUAUGUGAAGCACGACGAUAAAAUUCGAAUGGGAGUUUACAAUUCGUUAAAACUAAUUCUCGACAAGCAGGUUAUUCCAAAUAUACAGCCACUUUUUGAAUCACCGAAACUGGACAGAGAACUUCGUAAUUUAAUAAGGGAAAACUUUAGAGAAUUUGUAUCGUUACCAACUUCAAACGUGGGCCAAUCCGUCGUGUACCCUCUAACGCAUUCAAUUCAAGCUGCUACUACCUUAAAAAAAGAUACUGAUCAGCAGCGAACAGUACUUGAACACGUUGAUCUGCCUAUUAUUGGUUUUAGUCAUAAUAGUGCAACAUCCUGUGCAUUGGUGGAUGAAGAUAACAAAGCAACAAUGACAACGGAGCGGGAAAAUGCAUUUAGCGACGAGGAAGUGGAAAAUGUUGGAAAAACUUUCAAGAAUGAAGAAAAUACUGACGAUGAUGAUGAUUUGCCACUUUCUAAGGUCAGAUUAAAAGAGAAACCAAAAGUUGAACUGAGUGAAGCAAUAGCUGAAUCAUUUGACACAUUUAUUACAAAGCGAAACUCAUUUACAUGGGAGGCAUUCUUGAAAGAUUUUCGACCUUUGCCAGCUUCAGCUUUUGAAGAAUAUCAGUUAAAUUAUGUGAUCUCAAAUACAGUUAUAAUUCUGCGCGAGACUUUGCCACCGCAUCAGAAUAUUUUCUCCGAGAGCAAGACUGAUGAAAAGUGUUUGGCGAAGAGUAUAAGCUACCCCCUUUACGGCCUGUUUCGCUUUCUAUAUGAAAAUGAAGAGAAAAUAAAAAAACCAUUUCAAACAUUAAUGUCGGAAAUUUGCCAUCGUAUACCAGAAACGCGGUUUUUACUUCUAUAUUUUAUGAAAAUUCAUUAUAAAUUACAAACUCGCAAAAAUUCUCAACAAUCAUACCAGUUUAAAACAAAUAUUUACCGACAAAUAUGCGAUGCGACAGAUAACAAGAUAGGGGAUUGCCUAGUGCGAGACCUUGAUCUGCUUGAGCAGGAAAACACAGCUAUCUACUUGUGGCUUUUACCUGACAUUUACAGAGAGUUCAAAUCUAUAGCUACGAAUAACACUGACCUUCUGCGGAUUACACUGCGCUGCAUAGAUGCUAAAAAUGUCCGCGACAUUAUAUACUCAGUGGCACAAGGAAAGCUUACAAUAUUUAAACAAGAAGGGUUAAUUGAUUGUCUUAGAGAAAGUUUGGAUUUUGAGACUUACGAACAGUUUUGCCUAUGGCAACUCGUACAAGCUCACGAUGUACCCCUUAAAAGUAUCCAGGAUCUAUUGCCUGAAUUGGAAGCCGGAAAUCACCCUGAAGCAUUAAGUCAUUUUCUGUUACUGUUAAAAAACGAAGAGCCAACAAAUGAAAUAAUUCGAUUAAUUCUUAGCAGAGAAGCAAAGUCUCGUGGGGACCCAUUUGUAACGUCUGCUUUAAGGUUUUGGUAUCAGCGGUAUGAAGAAAAGCUGUCUGAAAUUAUAGCGUCUCUUCUUACAUCCAAAUAUCCCAGUUCAUCCCCCAAUAAAAGAAAACGACCUUCUAAAGGUGGCUCCAUUGUGACUAGUUCACCUUCUGCUGAUCAAGUAUUAAACCAUCUAGAACAUUAUAGACGAAGUUGUAGACACGGAACUGGAACUGGACUUUAUGUUCACGAUAUGAUGCAGCGUGCACUGCAGGCGGCCUACUCAAACAGUAAUGAAAGCACAAAGAAACAAUUUAGCGAUCUUUUCGCUCUGGCAGCGGAAGAUGAAACCACAGCGGUUGGCCGGCGUGGAGGAAGUGGUCGUGGACGUAAGCAACCGGUCAAUAAAAAAGAUAGUAACAAUCACAGUACUUCAAAUAAAAAAAACUCGGAUCUGGUUAAAACAAUAUACUCAUCAGAUGAAAACUCGAGUGAGGAGGAUUGGUCCAAACAUAAAAUUACACAAGCGGCCAAAAAACGUAAAAAGGCAGUUAAUGAUUCGGAUUGACAGUGUGAAUAUAAAAAGCAUAUUGCAAAUAUCUUUGAAAUUGAUGAGUACGCAAUUCGUUUUGUUUUUUUUUAACGCAAUAGAAAAGUUAUUCGAGGAAAAAAAUUUUGUAAAUUAAUGCGUAAUAAUUA
This is a messenger RNA of Drosophila serrata, 3519 nucleotides long. It is a transcript of the gene IntS3, whose product is annotated as integrator complex subunit 3. Lineage: Eukaryota; Metazoa; Arthropoda; Insecta; Diptera; Drosophilidae. The record is from RefSeq and is a predicted model, not a curated record. Gene Ontology annotation, cellular component: cytoplasm.